Molecule: messenger RNA, 1530 nt
Organism: Colletotrichum orchidophilum
Lineage: Eukaryota; Fungi; Ascomycota; Sordariomycetes; Glomerellales; Glomerellaceae
Exons: 1
Coding region: 1-1530 (509 amino acids)
Source: RefSeq, a predicted model, not a curated record
AUGGAUAUUCGGCCGCCAGCCCUUGAAGAACUGGCAAACCCAUGGAACCAUAACGCCCUCGAAUGGAAUUGGACGGAUACUGACUGGAAUUAUGUAUACGGCGAGCCGAUUAGGAUAUGGGAAGCAUUGGUCAACCACAUAUUCUGGGACGCCUGGGAGGAAAUACAAAUGAUUCAAACGGACUUGCUCUUCUACCCAGCUCUGAUUUAUCUUCUCAACUUGACCUGCCUCGCCACCGCUUUCAACACCAAAGGACGCUAUCGCACCGCAUUUGUCGGCGCGUCUAUUGCCGUUGCAGCUGGUAUUAUUCAACAACUGUCUAUUUUACCAUUAUUCUACCCUGUCAAAAUCACCACUAUUCAAGUCCUCGUCAUCCAGAACAUGGGAGCAGCUGUCAUGCUAUUGUGGGAAGGGAUUGCCGUCACAGAGGAACAAAAGAAGCUCCCAUGGAGACACCGUUUACUCGCCACGUAUAAGCUCUUGUGGAACGCUCGUUACAUCAACACUCCUCGACCGGCUCCUGUACUCCACUUGGUGAAGGCAGAGGAUGAUGUCAGGGGACAACUUGAAGAAGCGACCAAUAAGGCUAAGAUCGAUGAUGCAGCAGUUCAGAAAGACGCCGCGGAUGAUAAAAAGAGGGAUAUGGCUUUGAAGGAGGCCACCGACAAUAGGGAUCUGACUGAAGGAAUCAAGUAUUUCCGGAGCCUUGAACGUCAAACCAGUCGUCAUACCUGGAGAAAAGUAAGCCAGCCGGUGGCUCGUUUCUGGAACUCAUUUAGUCCUAGAAACCGCUGGAUAAUGACGACCGUUGCCAAAAUCACCCUCAUCUUCGUCUUGGAACGUAUCAUGGAUUACCUCUGGAACACAUACGCCUCAUAUACCCACGACGACUUUGCUCUCUAUAAACGCUCCUACUUCCGCCGUCUGAUUCGUAAUGAGGUCGAACCACGCGAGUUCAUGAUCCGGUGCUACUUUGCGUUCGAGGGCAUUUGGCGCGCCUUUCACUGGUAUACCAUCCUUCACUCCACAGUGGCCCUCUUCUUCGUAGCCCUUCAUAUCGAUGAGCCCGAAGAGUGGCCCCCGGUAUUCGGCGAUAUCCGCGAGGGCUGGAACCUCCGCCGUUUCUGGAGCAAGUACUUCGAUCGGCUCAUCUACCGUACCACCAACGGCAUCGGCGAGAUGAUCCUCACUGUAGUUGGUGCAGGUCAACGACCCUUCCGGGGCAAGAAGCGAUGGUUGUUGAACGGACUGAUCUUCUUCAUGAGUGGAAUCUUCCAUGCGGGCACCGAGUAUGUUUCUGGCCUCGAGUGCCACGUUGUUUGGGAGAUUUGGUGGUGGAUGUUGAAUUAUUUUGCGAUGAUUGCGGAAACAGCCUUCAUGUAUGGUCUUCAGACUUACUUCCCUCGGUUCUACGACAAGACGAGUGGCAAGAUUGGGAAGACGAUUGGAUAUUUGUGGCUGUUCGCGUUCAUGUUCUACUCGUCUCCCAAAAACUUGUAUACCGCCCUGAAUUGCAUGCCGCCGUUCUAG